GGGUUUUUUUCCUUUUCUCCCAUUUUUGAAGAGCGGAGAGGAAGAUGGAGACCGAGUACGGGCAAACAUCAAAUCAGACGCAAACAGAUUCAUUGUCUCCAUCCCCUAAUCCUGUGUCACCUGGGCCUAUGAAUAACCCAACCAGUGCCCCAAGAUAUGGAACAGUGAUCCCUAAUCGCAUCUUUGUAGGAGGAAUUGACUUUAAGACAAAUGAAAAUGAUUUAAGAAAAUUUUUUUCCCAGUAUGGGUCUGUAAAAGAAGUGAAGAUUGUCAAUGACAGAGCCGGAGUGUCCAAAGGAUAUGGUUUCGUCACUUUUGAAACACAAGAAGAUGCACAAAAAAUUUUACAAGAGGCUGAAAAAUUUAAUUAUAAGGAUAAGAAACUGAACAUUGGUCCAGCGAUAAGAAAACAACAUGUAGGGAUCCCUCGUUCAAGUAUAAUGCCAGCAGCUGGAACAAUGUAUCUAACAACUUCAACUGGAUAUCCCUAUACUUAUCAUAAUGGUGUUGCUUAUUUUCAUACUCCAGAGGUAACUUCUGUCCCACCACCUUGGCCUUCACGUUCUAUAUCUAGUUCCCCUGUGAUGGUAGCUCAGCCUGUUUAUCAGCAACCUGCAUAUCACUACCAGGCCCCUACACAAUGUCUGCCAGGACAGUGGCAGUGGGGUGUUCCUCAGCCUCCUGCCUCUUCUGCUCCAUUCUUAUAUCUGCAACCUUCUGAGGUUAUUUAUCAACCAGUGGAAAUUGCACAAGAUGGUGGAUGUGUUCCUCCUGCACUGUCUCUAAUGGAAGCUUCGUUUCCAGAUCCUUAUUCUGAUCAUGGAGUUCAAGCAACAUAUCACCAGGUUUAUGCUCCAAGUGCCAUUGCUAUGCCUGCACCUGUGAUGCAGCCUGAACCAAUUAAAGAACCAAGGUUACAUUCUGUGAGAAGAAGCUUUUCUCAGCCAUCAUCUAUAGGUUUGAAACCUUGA
Cynocephalus volans (Philippine flying lemur) is the source of this 971-nucleotide messenger RNA. RefSeq names its product boule homolog, RNA binding protein (gene BOLL). Gene Ontology annotation, biological process: positive regulation of translational initiation; 3'-UTR-mediated mRNA stabilization. Bases 45 to 971 code for a protein of 308 amino acids. Lineage: Eukaryota; Metazoa; Chordata; Mammalia; Dermoptera; Cynocephalidae. Gene Ontology annotation, molecular function: translation activator activity; mRNA 3'-UTR binding; protein binding. Gene Ontology annotation, cellular component: cytoplasm. The transcript is spliced from 11 exons. The record is from RefSeq and is a predicted model, not a curated record.